UAACUUAAACCCCCGAAACUCCACCUUCCGGGCGCGCGGCGCGGAGCCGGUGGUGGGAAUGGAGCGAGCAGAUUGAGGCCGCCACUGCAGCGCCGCCGCCGGCAUGAACUUGGCCGCGAGCUGAAGCGCCCGGCGGCGGGCGGGCGCAGGGGCACCGGCCACUCGCCAGGGGGGUGAUCGCGAGCCGGGCCGGGUCACUCGGCGGGCGCCCGAGGCCAGGCUGCCCGCUCCCGCUGCCGCCCGCCCCUCGGGCACUGCCCCCGCCGCCGCCAGAUCUCCGCAGCACGCCCUGUGUCUAGGUCGUUUGGGAAACGCCUUGGAGAGUCAAGAAUAAAAUUGCAGGUCAAACAAUGGAUGACUGGAAAAAUCGGCUUGUAAUCAAGAACAUGCUUCCCAAUUACUCCAUGGUGGGAAAUCAUCAGGAACACAGAAAGCUCCAGGAAUCGGGAGCCACUAAGAGGAGACAGGAAGAAGAGAGCUACCAAUAUCCAGGCAUGGCUGAAGGGGGUUACCCUAGUAAAAGCAAGAGGCCUUGCCUUGAAGAUGUCACUCUCUCGAUGGGAGUGCCCCGGGCCCAUGCCAGCGCAGCAUGUACCGAGCUGCAGCCUCCUCCCAUGCCCAUGAAUCCCAGCUCCGUAGCCAUGGGAGUCACUGGCCAUUCUCUGAUGCUGGAAAAUAAUCCCAUGAAUGGUGGCAAUGUCAUGGGAACCCCGUACGCAGUGGUGCAGCCCACAGACAUGAGCCUGAAGGGGGCGCCCCACCUUGUUCCUUACUGCGACAAAAGUAACAACAACAGCAGCAACAUGCAGGCCGCUGUGGACCAAGAGCUUCAGGAGCUGCUGGAUGAACUGACCAAGAUUCAAGAACCGGGAUCGGCUGAGCUCGAUCUGGAGAAGAUCCUUGGAAACAAGCCGGAGGAGCCGCUGCUCUUGGAUCAUCCGCAGGCGAGCCUGGCAGCCCCGUCCAAGCCCACCGUUCAGAUGCCACACCUGGAGAGCCUGGGGCCCAGCAAAGAGUUUCCUCCGAGUUGCAGCCAGGUGCCUGGCAUAGCACUGCCAAUGCCAUCCUCUUCCGCAGGGGUCAGCUAUGGACUGCCCCCCACCAGUAAACAGAUGAUGUCUCCUACCACUUCUGGCAUGCAGGUCAAGAAUCCGGCACAGGCGAGGCCCCCGGUGGCCAUGCCUCAGAUCCCGGUGCCGCAGUGGCAUCACGCCCACCAGUUGAAGGUGCUGGCAGCCAGCAAGCAGGGCUCGGCCACAAAGCAGCAGCAGACACCGGCCCCCACCUGGUCCGGUCUGCCUGCCCCGGGGGUCUCACCCCCCUACCGCCCCGUGCCAUCACCUCACCCACCGCCAGCCUUCAGCUCGCAGAGCCUCCUGGUGUCGUGCAUGUCAUCAGGCACCAUGCAGGCCUCCUCCAGCGCCUUGCUCCCUAGCAUGCCCUAUGUGCCGAGCCCGGCAAUCAGCCAGCAGCAGUCGCAGUUCACCCAGCAGAGCUCCAUCCUCGCGCACCUGGUGUCAUCCACCAUCAAGCACCCUCAAGGCCACAUGCUGACCGCGCUGCCCACCAGCACCCCGGGCCCAUCGCCGCCCUAUCGCCCGGAGAAGCUGGCCAGCCCCGGCUUGCCGCAACAGUCCUUCACCCCUCAGUGCUCGCUGGUCCGGAGCCUGCCAACCAGCAGCAAUGCGCUGGGGCAGCAGCAGCAGCAGCAGCAGCAGCAGCAGAUGGCCAAUGCCAUGUUCAAGCCCAUGAGCACCAACGCAUCCAAAGCCCCCUUCAACAUGCUCAUGCCGCAGGCCAUGGCCAGCGGCAGCCACGGCGUCCCCGAGCCUCUGUCGUUUGGCAACACCAAACCACUAUCACAUUUCAUGUCGGAGCCGGGCCCCUCCAAGAUGCCACCCAUGCCAGCGCCAUCACGCCAUGCCAGCCUGCUCCACUACCUGCAGCAGCCGCCGUCCAUGCCGUCCUCGGCCACUGCCUCGUCCACCGCCACGGCCACGCUGCAGCUGCAGCAGCACGACCCCUCGACGUUCCUGCUGCAGCAGGUGAUGCAGCAGCCACAGCGCUACCAGCAGCGUGCCCUGGGCUCCGAGGCGCUGCCCACUCUGCCAAGACAGACUCAUGUAGAAAAAGCCUGCAAGCUUGGGGAAACCAGGCUCCCCCAGGUGGGCCUCGGGCGACAGGCCUCAUCCUGCCAAGCCCUGGGGAGUGAGUCCUACCUGCCCGGCAGCUCCUUUGCCCAUGAUCUGGCCCGAGUCACCUCGCACAACAGCUCGCAGGCAGCGCCCUGGGGCGGCUGGGAUCCGAAGGCCUGGAGGCAGCUGCCCGCACCACUGCUGCCUACCUGCGAAGCCCUAGCAAGGGAAGCGGACAUCCGGUCCUAUGGCAAUGAUCCCUGAGCAGCGGCGGGCAUAUACCGCCCAACAGUUGAGACAAUUUCAAGCCGUCCAAGAACAAGUCAUCUUCAAGUGUAGCCGAACCACGGCCGACCCUGCAUCCAGCCAGCACGUGAUACCACCCAGGCCCGGGGGCCUUUCAAACACUUUCAAGCCCGGAAUGAUACAGCAGCGAGGCCUCUGCUACUCCGGCAUCCCAGUCCCCUUCCUGUCACCCGCUGUGUACCCACACACCUAUCUGACCAGGGCCGCCCCCUCGGGGGCACCCCUGUCUGGCUUCUGUCUCAGCUCUCUGGGUAUUCAGCAUCCAAGCCCCCACCUGCUAAGAGUGUCCGCCGCCACCCCUGCCAUGAUUAGCAGCACCAUGUGGAUGCUUGCGGCCACCCGCGAGGGCUCUCGGGUCCCUUCCCUGAGCCAGAUAGUGAGCAGCAGCAUCCGGCAGUAUCUCGACAGCAGGGCCAUCUUCACCCAGGCCUUCCCUGUGCUGCCCGCAGCCGUGCUCCCCAGUCAGAUGGCCACAUGGGGCAGGCCUAGUGGGAGAGCGAACGCUCCGGCCACAGCUAGUCCUGGCCCCGUGGCUCAGAUGAGCCCUGUUCCGGCCCCAGUGCCCGUGCCAAUUGUCACCACGUCCCCCGAACAGGGCUGGGUCGGCUCUGAUCCCAGAAGCCCCAUCCAGGCCGUUGAGCCACCCAGCUCUGUGGCUGCCGCCGCCACCGCGGCCGCCGCCUCUGCUGUUGCUGCCAGCCAGUCUCCCGAGCAGCCUGAGGCCCUGUUCCCACUCGCUGAUGAUGCCCUGUUGCUCUCCGACGGUCGUGAGCUGCCGCUCCUCCUUCGGGAGCUCUUUCAAGGCCCCAACAGCGUCCCCAAUGAGCCCUGGCUAUGUGAUCUGAGGAUGAUCGAUGACAUUUUGGGACAGCACACUGCCGUCCCGCAUACCUCAGAUCGAGAGGCCCCUAGUGCAGACCCGGGCGCUAGCACUAGGGAGGCAUAAGCGUAGAGAGCAGCCAGCAUUGAUGUCACCGUAGAGUGUUGGAUUGAGAGUCAAUUCACAACAGGCUCCAGACAGCCAGAUAGUUAUGACCCGCUCCCCCCCACCCACCCCCAUACACAGUGGAAGUGGCACAGCCCACGCCCCUUCCUCUGUCUACCUUUAACAAAAUAAGAAGUUGGUGAUUUUUCAAGCCACCUGUACAUAGUUGAAAAUUUUGUAAAUGGUUUUCCUAAACGUUAAUGGCAGAAGUAUUUAUACUUCUUUUUGUGACUUUGUAAAUAAAGCCACGGCUUUCGUUUUGGUAGAGUUGUGUUUAUUAUGCAUUGUUUUGUGUUGAUUACACAUUGUUGCCUAUAUCCUCAAGCUUGUGUUGUUCUGCUCCCAAUACCUUCGAAGCCAGGUGGCUGAGUCGCUUCUGGUUUGUGACGCAAUGAGAUGUGUAUGUGACCUAGAGGGUACCGUGCAAACGGACAAUAAUUAUUGCCAAGUAGAAAACCACUUGGCCAUUUAUUAGCAUUCUCACUGAAAAUUCUAUCUCGUGUGUGGUUUUUUGAUGUCUUUUGCAAACCUUGCCGUCUAUGCUUGCUCUUUCCUGAUGAGCAUUUUACAGCAGAAGCAUGGUGAAUGCCCCAGGAGACUGAGACCUCUUGGAGAUUUGGGAGAGGCGGUCCCCGGGAAUGAGUGCUCUGCACUCACCGUUCACCUGGAGAGAAAGCCCAGCUUUGCCCUGCUGGCCACCCUCGCUGGGUGAAAGGGAGGUGAUAAUCAAAGACUUUCAGGAUUUUUUCGAUGCAAGGCUCUGUGGUUUGGGGGGAAAGUCUGUAAACAUUAAUAGUUGAUUUGGGGUUUGUCUUUGAUGCUUUCUCUCGGCAAUUAUCGUUCUGUAUAUUUGAGUGUCUGUUAUUGGAAACCCACACCCACUGUUCUGUAAACUUUUCUCGGUGUCCAGACUCCGUGUAAUCACAUUUUAAUUGCCACCUCGUAUUUCACCUCAACAUUUGAAAUCUGGCGUCUGUUUCCAGCCAAUGCGGUUUUUUUCUUCGUUCUGUAAUAAACAGCCAGGAGAAAAGUG
Molecule: messenger RNA, 4459 nt
Organism: Sorex araneus (European shrew)
Lineage: Eukaryota; Metazoa; Chordata; Mammalia; Eulipotyphla; Soricidae
Gene: MAMLD1
Product: mastermind like domain containing 1
Exons: 6
Coding region: 351-2399 (682 amino acids)
Biological process (GO): regulation of transcription by RNA polymerase II
Cellular component (GO): nuclear body
Source: RefSeq, a predicted model, not a curated record